AUGUCCCUUAUCGAGACUCACCACCUCUCCUACCUCCCUGAAUCCCACCCGGUACAUGUCGCGCUGUAUCGCGAUCUGCAGAAUGCAUCCUUUCUCCGGGAACAGCUUCUAGCUGGAAACACUGAAUUUGAGUAUGCAUUCAUUGAUGCCAGCAUGAUCUUCUCCCGAAAUCAUAUUUUUGCAGCAAUAUUCAGAGCAGUUCGCGAUUACAUCAAUAACCGUCUGAAAUCGAAAAAUGUUCACUCGGAAAUAGUAUUCUCGCUAGGAGGUAGCAACAAUAUUGCCGAUGCAUUUCGCAGAUUCGGCAUAUCAGAGAGCACGCGAGAUCUUCUCGUGGUAAAAGUUUCAACCGCACCAGAGAUCACUCACGAGAGUGUAUCCAAACAUCUGGAGCACAACGUCAAAGCUCUCCCUUGCCCUUUUACAGAGGAGUCCUUGGCUUCAAUGACCGAUAGGGCGAGGCUAAUGAAAGUAUACAAGUUUGGCUCGGUCGGAGCUGACACGUUUAAAAGGUUGGACGAGGUUGAGCAAGGCAAGAACGGAAGUGAAACAACAAAGGAGGCCGCCAGGAAACACAUUGAUAUGCUUCUGAUGGGGGCAAUAGCUAUAAGAGGUGCGACAUGA
Molecule: messenger RNA, 624 nt
Organism: Coccidioides posadasii C735 delta SOWgp
Lineage: Eukaryota; Fungi; Ascomycota; Eurotiomycetes; Onygenales; Onygenaceae
Biological process (GO): tRNA threonylcarbamoyladenosine modification
Cellular component (GO): cytosol; nucleus; EKC/KEOPS complex
Source: RefSeq, a predicted model, not a curated record